AUGAAACAGCCACAGCUUCAGCAGCUCCUACCGCCACCUACUUGGGAUAAGCAUUCUGAAGUUUUAAAGGAGGAGCUAGAGGUCACAGAAUUCGACAAGAGAGACCAGACCAACAUCGAGCUGCUGAACGUUUCUGUGAAUAUACUGCCCCUUUUUUACUGGUACAAAAAUAUUUACUUGCCCCACGAAGGGAGACCGGGGGAAGGGGAGGGUGGGCGCUCGGGGGUGGGCACCCGUUCCCCACUCCUAGGCCCCGACGCCCCUGUCCCAGAAAGCCCGGCCUGCCGCCCCGCGGGGGAACCUCGGGGCCAGCGCCACACUCGGCCCCGCGGCGCCGCCGUCCCGCCCGGAGGCCUCGGGGUCCCGCAGGGGCGCGGGGAGGCCCGGGUGAGGGAGGUAGGGUGCGGUCGCCGCGGGGCCCGCCGCCCGAGGCCUAGCCCGCACCCCCACCCCGCCCCACACCCCCACCCCGGCCCGCGUAGGCCGCGCCGCUCGCCCUGCUCCGGCCCCGGCCGGACCCGGGUCCGCCCGCCCGCCGUCGCUGCCUGCGGGCGCCCCAGAGGCCCCCAGGUCCCCAGCCCCCGCCACCCCGGCACCGACCCCUCUCACCCCUCCAUCCUGUGUCCUGGGCCUGGCGCAGGCCGGCGAAUCCCCGGUCUCACAUCUGAGAGGCGCUGGCAAUGGACUAGGAAGCUCGGCUGCUGCUGCUACUGCUCCCCACUAGGCUCCGGCGAGAGCCUUUCCCUGUCAAGCAAGAGGGCCAAGAAGGCAGGGCUGCCGGGGCUGCACAAGAAGAGGCAGCAGCCUCCUACAGCACCACUACAGGCACUGCGAGGACAUAACACCAGAGAGCCGCUCCUCUGCCCUCCGAAACGACAACUUUCCUACCAUCUUGGAGGCAGAGGAAAGGGGGGCCGGGGGGAAAAGUGCACCCGCUCCCGAUAAAGUACAAAUUUCUACUUCUCAACUCUGGAAAAAGGUCCACGCCGGCCGUCUACACCAGCACCUGGGGGGACAAGCAGGGAAGAAACUGGGGGUGCUUGAGAAACGUUUUCCUUUGCACCAGGGGGAAAUAUGUUUCUGCAUCUUCUGAUGGAAAGAAAUCUUUACAAGACCCAGGUUUUCCGGUGAUUAUUGUUUUCUAUUUUCUGUUUUUUCCAUGUUAGUGGAGGUGGUGUUUUAAUUUUUUUUUUCAGGAUCAUAACGAUUUUUCUCCGUUACAAAUCUAAGUUCUGUGUCUGGUGUCAGUUUAUAAAUUUGUACUUCAAGAGA
Messenger RNA from Artibeus jamaicensis (Jamaican fruit-eating bat), 1272 nucleotides. RefSeq lists its product as uncharacterized. The transcript is spliced from 5 exons. Bases 1 to 945 code for a protein of 314 amino acids. NCBI's taxonomy places the organism in Eukaryota, Metazoa, Chordata, Mammalia, Chiroptera, Phyllostomidae. The record is from RefSeq and is a predicted model, not a curated record.